Cetraspora pellucida is the source of this 255-nucleotide messenger RNA. The record is from the annotation of a GenBank genome assembly. Lineage: Eukaryota; Fungi; Glomeromycota; Glomeromycetes; Diversisporales; Gigasporaceae.
GCCGAUAUAUCAAGUGAAGGUUAUUCUGAUAAUCUUGACCUUCUAAACGCAUUAAAAGAUCGAAUAAAUAUAAUGUUUAUAAAAAUUCAAAGAUUAGAAGGAAGAAACAGAAGAUUAGAGACGAAGGAAAUUUAUUUUCAGGCCGAAAUAGAUUCAUUAAAAAGAGAAAGCAAAGAUCUGAUAAAAGAAAACGAAACUUUAAAGAAUGAAAAAACAGCAACCAAAAAUGCCGUUUCACAUUUAGAUGAGAUAUAA